Messenger RNA from Melanaphis sacchari, 1090 nucleotides. Its product is annotated as heterogeneous nuclear ribonucleoprotein A0-like. Gene Ontology annotation, molecular function: RNA binding. Lineage: Eukaryota; Metazoa; Arthropoda; Insecta; Hemiptera; Aphididae. The transcript is spliced from 9 exons. The coding region runs from base 152 to 1090 and encodes 312 amino acids. The record is from RefSeq and is a predicted model, not a curated record.
UUGUACAGUAUAGUGAGCAUUACUCUCUUUUUUGUUUGUAAAUUUAAUUCAUAAUUAUAAUUUUUUAAGAUUUGUCAAUUUAAUUGACUUACGUUACAUUUGAAUAACGUUUACGGCUUUUGUUUUUAUUACGAUAUUCCUUAUCGACAACAUGGAUGCUAACAACGAAGAACAUAUCAGACAGUUAUUUGUUGGUGGUUUAAGUAAUCAGACAACAAAUCAAUCACUUAAAGACUUUUUUGCACAAUGGGGUCAAGUUGAAAAAGCUGUUGUCAAGAGAUACCCUGAAUCCAAUCGAUCUCGGGGAUUUGGAUUUAUUACUUAUUCUAAAUCGUGUAUGGUUGAUAAGGCCUUAUCAAAUAGGCCUCAUAUAUUAGAUGACCAUGAUGUGGAAACCAAACGCUAUGUACUUCGUGAAGAACAUAAUCAAUCAAAUAUCGCCACUCAAAGAAAAGCAAUUUAUAUUACUGGUAUAAAUGGUCAAUCAGAAAAUGAUCUUUUAAAACAUUUUGAGCAGUUUGGCCCUAUUAAAUAUAUAAAAAUAUUAAUAACAGAAUCAGAUAAAAAGAGUAGAUAUGGAUUUGUUAAUUUUUAUGACUCAGACUCAGCUUACAAAGCUAUUAUGAACAGAACACACCUAGUUGCUGGAAAAAUAUUGAAAGUUAAUAAAGCUUUUGAUCGUAAAAAUGUUGCUGGUGGCUAUCAAGGCGGUAGUGAUAGAAAUAAGCGAGGAGAAAUUCCUCAUAACGAAACAAUGGGAAGAUACUAUAAUAAAUCAACUGGUUUUAAAAUUCAUGGCAAUGGUGAAUAUGGAAGUAAUAUAAAUGCCUUGAAAUACUAUGGAAAUCCAUGGAAUAACAAUUAUCCAGAAUAUUUCAACCAAGGAGGUGGAAGUUAUGGUUGGAACAUUCCUAAAAUGGAACAGCCUAGAACCAACAAAUGGGGUCCGAAUCAAUUUUAUGGCUGUCCCCCAAUUAAUCCAUGUUAUACUUCAAACAAUUGCGCUACAACUUCUGGACACUCAGGCUAUCGUUCCAUGAACAUUACUGGUCAACAAUUUAUUGGCACAAAUCAACAAAAGAAAAAAUAA